AUGGAAGGUGUUGCUUUGAGAUAUUGGAACAACAGCAAAGGAGGUAUUGUGGAACACGUGGUCGAUGUCAAGUUGGCAGAAGACAGGUCUGCAAAGGGUCUUGUGGACAUCGCUACAACAACUCUAGAGGACGAGGGUGAAAUAUCAAUGGAUGGACUAGUUUCCAAUACUUUUGAUGGGGCUAGUGUCAUGUCUGGGACAAAAGGUGAGUAAGAUGCAGCAUGCAUCAUAAAGUUUAGUGUUGAUGAGUUAUCAUUGAAGUCUAUAAAUAAGCAUAUUAUUCUAUUUCAUUUUAUUACACUUAUAUUUUUUAUCAGGUGGUUUGCAACAGUUAAUCCAAGAACACUGUGGCCGUAAUAUUCCAUACAUUCACUGUCUGAACCAUCGACUUGGUUUAGUGAUAAGAGAUACUUUGUCAAACAUUUUAGAGUUAGGUGAUUUCUUUCAACUUCAGAAUCCCUCAGAUUAAUAAGCUCUAUGAAGAUGAUUCUUUAAAAAAGUUGAUAACUACAAGAUGGGAUGGGCAUUUAUCAAGUCUCAAAGUUAUUUCAAAAUACAUUGAAGAUGUAUAUGCCACACUGGAGAAAUGUGUAGUUUCAAAGUCAGUAGAUUCAGAAUAUCAUGCCAAAGCUAGGAGUUAUUUAUCAUCCUUAAAACAGCCUGUUAGCAUCUUUCUCAUACCAUUUAUGAUGGGUGUUUUAUCCCUUCUGGAUAUCCUUAAUAAGACUUUCCAGAAGUCUGAUUGUGAUUUACAAACAUCACUUAGCAUACUGAAAUCCAUUAGAGAAAACCUAGAUGAUCUGCACCAGAAGUACACCAUAGAGAGCAUCACACAUCUCAUUUAUCCUGAAUGCGCUGCUACGACAGUGAUUGAACCCGGCGUUGGCAGUAAAAGAACCAUCCCAGAUAAGUUUCAGGACUCGGUCUUGACAGAUAAGCUUCCAAUAUAUCGGGAUAUGAACAACAACUUGGAACAAUUACAUGCAUUAGCAGUUGAGGUACUUGACAAUCUUGAUGCUGAAUUUGAUAACCGUUUCAGUGAGUUCAAUACAGAACUGUGGUUGUCCUUUGCAACGUUGGAACCAUCCAAAGCCCCGUUUCUUGAUGCUAAUAAACUUAGACCUCUCCUGGACUUUAUCAAAACUAUUCCAGUAAUAAGUCAGAAAGUUGAAGAUCUCUCUUUUCAUAAACUGAAAAGUGAAUGUGAUGUGUUUCAUAGUGUAAUACAGGAUUUCAAUGCCAGACAAGAUAGUUUGGCUGAGCUUGAAUUCCAGAAGAAGAAAGUCGAGAAUGAUGCAAAAAGUAAGAAGACUGUAAAGCCAAACGUGAACAAAAUGACACGGACAACAACAUUAUGUUAACACUGCAAUGGUGCUGAAAUUUUGCAGCAAAUGUAUUUGGUUGCUGUAACUGCUGG
Molecule: messenger RNA, 1417 nt
Organism: Paramuricea clavata
Lineage: Eukaryota; Metazoa; Cnidaria; Anthozoa; Malacalcyonacea; Plexauridae
Source: the annotation of a GenBank genome assembly